UGAAGGGUGUGUACGUUCGUAGUUGGCGGAUCGGGCAAAAGACUCAGAUUGUGGGAAGAUGAGGCUUCUGAAGGUGGCUACGUGUAGCUUGAACCAAUGGGCGAUGGACUUUGAUUGCAACAUGAAGAACAUCAAGGAAUCCAUUUGCAGAGCUAAAGCAGCCGGCGCUGCCAUUCGUCUCGGCCCAGAGCUUGAAAUCACUGCCUAUGGCUGCGAAGAUCAUUUCUUAGAGCGCGACACCAUCACACAUGCAUGGGAGUGCUUAAAAGAGUUAUUGGUUGGUGAUUGGACUGAUGGCAUGCUGUGUAGUUUUGGAAUGCCAGUAUUGAGAGGGGCAGAGAGAUACAACUGCCAAGUCCUGUGUUUAAACAGAAAAAUAGUGAUGAUACGUCCAAAGAUGUGGCUCGCAAAUGGCGGAAGUUGCGGGGAUCUCAGAUGGUUCACAGCAUGGAAGCAGAAAGAGCCACUGCUCGACGAGUUCUUGCUUCCAACUGAUGUAUCUGAAGCUUUGUCCCAGACUACUGUACCUUUUGGUUAUGGAUACAUCCAAUUUCUAGACACAGCUGUUGCAGCUGAAGUUUGUAUGGAACUCUUUAGUCCCGUACCCAUCCACCCCGAACUUGCUUUGAAUGGCGUCGAAGUUUUUAUGAAUGCAAGUGGAAGCAUUCACCAGGUACGAAAGAUGGACCGCCGGCUUCGUGCUAUAAAGGGUGCAACGCAUACCCGUGGAGGCGUUUAUAUGUACAGCAAUCACCUGGGAUGUGAUGGUGGCCGGGUUUAUUACGAUGGAUGCUCUUGUAUAGUUGUAAAUGGCGAUGUGGUGGCUCAUGGCUUACAAUUUUCCUUGAAGGACGUGGACUUGGUAGUUGCCCAAAUAGAUCUAGAUAAGGUAGCCAGUCCCAGAGAUUCUAACAGCAGCUUUCGUGAACAAGCAAGUUGCAAAACAAAAGUUCCCUCAGUCUUUGUACCUUACAAGCUUUGCCAGUCUUUUAAGCUCCACACCUCAGUUUCAACUCCAAUUAAGGUUCAUUGUCCGUAUCCUGAAGAGGAAAUAGCUCUAGGAGCAGCUUGCUGGUUAUGGAAUUAUCUGAGAAGAAGUGGUGCAUCAGGUUUUCUGCUUCCACUCUCUGGAGGGGUUGACAGCUCCUCUGUUGCUGCCAUUGUUGGUCGCAUGUCUCAACUAGUAGUAAAAGAAAUCGCAAAUGGCGAUGAACAAGUCAAAGCAGAUGCUAUGAGAAUUGGGAAUUACAUCGACGGACAGGUUCCGACAGACAGCAAAGAAUUCGCCAAACGCAUAUUCUACACAGUUUUCAUGGGAUCUGAGAACAGCUCGGCUGAUUCAAGAAGACGGUCAAGGGCGCUGUCGGAGGAAGUCGGGUCGUGGCAUCUAGAUGUUUCAAUAGAUAGAGUUAUUUCUUCCUUGCUCUCUUUGUUUCAGACACUUUCUGGAAAGCGAUUGCAUAACAAGGAGAAUGGAGGGACAAAUGUCGAAAACACAGCUUUACGAAAUAUUCAAGCUCGAACAAGAAUGGUCAUCGCAUUCAUGUUAGCGUCACUCUUGCCAUGGGUUCACAACAAGCCAGGUUUUUAUCUGGUCCUGAGUAGCACCACUGCCGAUGAAGGAUUGUGCGGUAAUCUCACCAAGUACGGUUGCAGUUCCGGUGAUCUAAAUCCCAUCGGAAGUAUCAACAAGCAGGAUCUUCGAGCAUUUUUUAGAUGGGCUGCUGAGAAUCUCGGUUACUCAUCUUUAGCAGAAAUUGAAGCUUCUCGCCCAGACGGUGCAUUGGAGUCCACAGGAACCGACCGGCAGGAAGAAUCGGACAUCGGAAUGACAGACGAAGAACUCUCGGUAUACGGAAAACUGCGAAGAAUUUUGCGCUAUGGACCUCUAUCCAUGUUUAAGGAUCUCUGUCAUAAAUGGCAGUCGACGUUAACUCCAGUGGAGAUUGCUGACAAAGUGAAGCAUUUCUUCAAGUAUUAUGCUAGCAAUCGACAUAAGAUGACUGUUCUGACGCCUUCGUAUUUGGUGGAGAGUUAUUCACCUGAGGAUAAUAGGUUCGAUCAACGACAGUUCCUAUACAAUGCAAGGUGGCCUUAUCAAUUCCUAAAGAUUGAUGAACUUGUGCAUCAGUUGAAUGCUGAUGGUAAUGUUACUUUGUCGAUAUUAAUAAAUUGA
This is a messenger RNA of Sesamum indicum (sesame), 2176 nucleotides long. Its product is annotated as glutamine-dependent NAD(+) synthetase. Gene Ontology annotation, biological process: NAD+ biosynthetic process. Gene Ontology annotation, molecular function: ATP binding; NAD+ synthase (glutamine-hydrolyzing) activity; glutaminase activity. The record is from RefSeq and is a predicted model, not a curated record. NCBI's taxonomy places the organism in Eukaryota, Viridiplantae, Streptophyta, Magnoliopsida, Lamiales, Pedaliaceae. Gene Ontology annotation, cellular component: cytoplasm.